AUGGACACGACCGAGCCGCGGCGCGGGGCUUCAGAGGAACUGGACACCGAGACUGAGUCCCAUAGCCCCGUGUCCCUGGAAAAACCCAAACAACUCCCGGACGACCUUCCCAAAUCACUAGACGAUCGCCGCUCGGUUCCGGUUUAUCAACAGGAGACGGAGAUGUACGAUGCGUGGCAGGGACAAUCUCAAUUCCUUACUACACCCGUCGCUGCGAAACCGCUCACCUUCAGCUUAGCUUUGGACGACCACACGCACGAUCUGGAAACGGAUCUUCGCGCUCAAUAUGGACGUGAUCUGGAAGACAGUGACGCCCGGCUUAUGGAGAUGCUUGCGGCGCAAGCGGCGCACCGCGAAGUGGAUUCCCUCGGCGCGGACGAAGAAAGCAUAGCGGAGGACGAAAAGUUGACAACGGCCGAGAAGAAGGAUAUCCUACAGAAAAGUCUCAAUAUGGCAGCGAGCAACGGAGAUGUAGAGCGAGUGAGAAAGUUAUUGUCUGGCGCGGCGAAGAAUUUCGUGGACGUUAAUAUGAAGGACGAGGAGGGGACAGUGCCGCUGAUAUACGCGAGUUGUUUCGGUCAUCAGGAUGUUGUCUCAGCGCUUCUUGAUGCGGGUGCUUUUGUGGAUCAACAGGAUCGGAAUCAGUGGAGCGCAUUGAUGUGGGCUAUGACGAAUCGGCAUAAGACUAUCGCAAAGAUUUUGCUGGAUCAUAACGCUUCCCCCGAUAUCAAGUCUUCUUCUGGUGGGACGGCGUUUGACUUUGCGCAGCCUGGGAGUGAGAUUUCGGAGUAUCUCCAUGAGAAUGGGUAUAGCUUUGGACCGGGUGCGAUUGAGCAUGAUUUUUAUGAUGCUGGGUUGGCACAUGGGCGGUUUGAGGAAGAGCUUGCGGAGAAUGAGAUGAAGAGGCGGAUGAUGAUGGAAGAGAGCGCGAUCAAUUUGGAGGUAGAUUUGUCGAGCCUUGGGCUGGAUGAGAAGUUCGAUCCUUCGGAUGAAGAUGAUCUUGAAGAAGAGCAGCAGGAAUUUGUCUGGGACAGGUGUCUCAAUGACCAGAUGUUUGUCUUUCAGGAUCAUGAGCUGGAGCGCAUAUUGGAUAUCAUCAUCACCAACAUGACUCCUCAACGGUCUCCGUCUCAAAAACCUGUGCCGGCGAACCUCCUCUUUCUCAGUGCACGUUAUGCACACUACCAUGCUAGUCCAGAACUGCUGGCAGAGCUCCUCACCUCGGCAACGGAGAAGAUCAACGACGUGGUUGAGCGCCAUCAGUGGGACAUGACUAUGCAAGCAUUCUGGCUGUCUAACGCGACGCUUUUGCUGCAUUAUCUGAAGAAAGAUUCCGGGCUACUGGAGUCUACUGUGGAGUUUCAGCUCCACCUAGCAGAGUUGAUCAACGAAAUCUUCGUCCUGAUCAUUCGUGACGCUGAGCGGCGAAUGAACAAAGUCCUAGAUGAGGCCAUGCUGGACCAUGAGACCAUCCCAGGACUGGAAGACGUUGCCUUUCAAAAUGAGUGGAAGCUUUUCCGCAAGAAGAAGUCUGAGGCCCCUGAACCUGCGGACAAGCGAUUCCGCCCACCAUCGCCGCGGCGACGAGCCCAGAUCUCUCCGCGAAACGUCACAUCCCUACUCUCAUCCACCCUCUUCGUGCUGGAUCUCUACGAUGUCCACUCUGUGAUCACCACCCAGAUCAUCUCUCAACUCCUCUACUGGCUUGGUGCCGAGAUCUUCAACAGAAUCAUGAGUACGCGACGCUACCUAGCCCGGACAAAAGCAAUGCAAAUCCGCAUGAACGUUUCCGCCCUGGAAGACUGGGCACGUACCAACAAUCGACAACCCGAACAUUACGAAAACGGAUCCAUGACAUGCACCGGAGAGACCACCGUCGACGCCGCUCGCAGACAUCUAGCGCCCGUCAUCCAACUUCUACAAUGGCUUCAAUGCUUCUCCUCUCUUGGAGACGAUCACGAAUCCCUAGUGUCAACCCUCCUCCAACUCCAACAGCUCUUCCCAAUCCAGCUCCUCCACGCCGUCAAAUCAUAUCGGCCCGAAGUAGGCGAAAAAGGCCUAACGAAACAAGCCAUGAAGUUCCUUCUGGACAUGCAACGUGAUCCGGAAAUCCUAUUCAGAGAACAACAAAAAAUCCAAUCCGAAAAGGAGAAAGAGAAAGCAAAAGCAAAUAUCUCCCCAGACACAGAUCGACCCAAAACACCAACAAAAGACUCAGACCAACAAAUAUCAACACCAAACCCGACCCCCUCAUCCCCGACUUCAUCGCGCCCCUCAAGCAUGGUAUCGGCUGCUCGAAAUGACGACCGCCCUAAUUCAAAUAGUGUGAUUCUGGAUCCUACACUCUUUCUUCCAUUUUCUUUGCCGACGAGUACGGAUAUGUUGAUUAGUUAUGGUGCCGGGUUGGGAGGAACGAAUCGUGAACGAGCGAGGAAGUAUAUUCCUACCGUACCGCCUGAGGUAUUAAGUCGAUUUGAUCGUGGCGAUGUAUAG
Molecule: messenger RNA, 2493 nt
Organism: Penicillium odoratum
Lineage: Eukaryota; Fungi; Ascomycota; Eurotiomycetes; Eurotiales; Aspergillaceae
Exons: 2
Coding region: 1-2493 (830 amino acids)
Molecular function (GO): GTPase binding
Source: RefSeq, a predicted model, not a curated record